Messenger RNA from Fukomys damarensis (Damara mole-rat), 1608 nucleotides. It is a transcript of the gene Arl6ip5, whose product is annotated as ADP ribosylation factor like GTPase 6 interacting protein 5. Gene Ontology annotation, cellular component: membrane. The record is from RefSeq and is a predicted model, not a curated record. Bases 328 to 894 code for a protein of 188 amino acids. The transcript is spliced from 3 exons. Lineage: Eukaryota; Metazoa; Chordata; Mammalia; Rodentia; Bathyergidae. Gene Ontology annotation, biological process: negative regulation of transport.
GUACAGCCACGUUCCUCCGGACAGGCGAUUUCCGCUGGUUGCCCCCUCCCUUAAGUACCGGGUUGCCCUCUUUCAUUUCAUUUCUGUUCUGCCUUUGGUCCCUUGCUCUGUUGGGCCGGUUUUCCGGUAACAGACCACUUCGAGCCAAUCAAGAAGCAAAGAAGAACACACACGCCCUCCCGCUCCCGAUUCCCUUUGCUCGCUGCCCACCAACCUCAAAGCCAAUCAAGACAAGCUCGGCUGUCAUCUGCUCCAGCUCGGUUGCCGUCGCCGCCGCCGCCGCCGCCUCCUCCGGAUCCCGGGGUCCAGAAGGCAAAGCCGAAAAACAUGGACGUGACGGUCGCCCCGCUCCGCGCCUGGGACGACUUCUUUCCGGGCUCCGACCGCUUCGCCCGGCCAGACUUCAGGGACAUUUCCAAAUGGAACAACCGUGUCGUGAGCAAUCUGCUCUAUUACCAGACCAACUACCUGGUGGUGGCUGCCAUGAUGAUCUCCGUCGUGGGGUUUCUGAGCCCCUUCAACAUGAUCCUGGGAGGAAUUGUGGUGGUGCUGGUGUUCACAGGGUUCGUGUGGGCAGCUCACAAUAAAGACAUCCUCCGCCGCAUGAAGAAGCAGUACCCCACCACGUUUGUGAUGGUGGUCAUGCUGGCCAGCUACUUCCUCAUCUCCAUGUUUGGGGGAGUCAUGGUCUUCGUGUUUGGGAUCACUUUUCCUUUGUUGUUGAUGUUUAUCCAUGCAUCGCUGAGACUUCGGAAUCUCAAGAACAAGCUGGAGAAUAAAAUGGAGGGAAUUGGUGUGAAGAGGACACCAAUGGGCAUCAUCCUGGAGGCCUUGGAACAGCAGGAGGAAAGCAUCAGCAAAUUCACUGACUAUAUCAGCAAAGUGAAGGAAUAAACCAUUUACCUGAGGAUAGCAUUGCAGCAGAAAUUGAGUUGCAAUUUGUCCUUGUCCAGACCUACUCUUUGUUUGUGUUUUUUCAGUAGGAGGUGCACGUUUUAUGGCAGCAUGCCCAUGCAGGCCGCACUCUUAAUAUCUCUGACGUCCCCGGAAGAAAACCACCCUCCUGUUGUCUGAGGUUUCCAGUGUGGCAGUGAAAGAGAAUUAUGGAUUCUCGUAGGGGUAAAAAAAGAAAAAAAAAAUUGUAAAAGAUCAAGGCAAUAGGAGUCAAUGAAAAGGCUGUCAAAGGAAAAGAAAAAUAAAUAAGUAGAGGCAAAGCUGUCAAAAUGGAAGACGUGGUGUGUUAGCCUGUUCUGAAUCCUUCCUGGCGCUUUCUCCAAACUUCCCCGGGAUUGUAAUGUGUGAGGUAUCAGUUAGUUCAGUUUGUAUGAUUAUUCUUUAAAAAAAUCAAAGAUGAUUCUACCAUUUUGCUGCCUGUUUGACCUGCCGUACAACUGGAUAAGCCGGUUGUGUACCCUUUGUUUAUGAAUGUAAAGAUUUCUGUUCAAGAGAAUAUUUUGUUAAAUUUUUGUAAAUGUUUGGAAUGGUAGCAAUGUGUGUUCACCAGCAGGUAUUUGUCAUCUACCUUCAGGAGGUUACAGCUACGUAACCAAGAUUAUCCUUGAUGGAUGUUUAAAAAACAAACAAAUAAAACUGAACUUAAGUUCUGUU